Molecule: messenger RNA, 2273 nt
Organism: Amoebophrya sp. A120
Lineage: Eukaryota; Dinophyceae; Syndiniales; Amoebophryaceae
Source: the annotation of a GenBank genome assembly
AGUCACGGACUCACAAUUUUUUGUUUCGCUUUUCUAGUGAAGGAGGUGUUUUUGUUUCCAAUCUCACACCAACUAGACCUCCGAUCUCGAAUGAGCCAUUACUUGAUUUGUCGCUGCACUGAGCUUUGUUUGUUUCACUACACAUUCACAUCCAUAGUAGGGUAGGAAGGAUCUCCAGUUGGUCGCUCCAUUACCAUUGUUCAUGGGCGUAAUUAUACAAGGCUGCAGCAAUAUAUGAUAAGUAGUCGAAAAAGAACAAUCUCCCCGCAUCAACGCCUGCGCCGCAGCGGCUGAUUUUGCUUUAUUCUGCAGUAAGCUGUCUCGUCCGAGCCACCACACGACCUCGAACCAUGACGAUUCCGCUCCGCAUAAGCGUGCCGGUGUCCAUUUCGGUCGCUUUUAUCGGCGCGAUUCUUGCCUUUCUGGGCGUGCCGAACGAGCAGGUGGUACCGGCGAACUACCCCAAUGUGAUGUUCGUGGCGCACACGGAGGACGGGCCGGGCGAGGUGGUCCCCUACCGCUUCGACGGCGUCGCGCUGCCACCGGUGAGCACCGACCACAUGCCGGGGCUGUACCAGCAUAUGAUGUGGUUCUGGCACGACCGGGUGGAAAAGUUCAAGGGGUUCUCCGAGGCGGGCCAGCUCCGGGUGUGGGAGUGCAUCAUGUUUUGCCGCCCGCUGAACGACACUAUCAAAUGCAAAUAUGAUGUAUGGGUCUGGAAGAAUGCAAGUUUGUCAUGCUUGUCUGGCAUGACUCAGUAGAAAUGUGUAAUGCACGAGCAAGGGCCUCUUGCCUAUCAUGCAAAAACGCAGCUUGUCAUGCGGAAAACGAAAGAACACAAAAACAAUAGCAUCUGAAAAAUUUGUCAUGCUUGGCUGCGUAUUGCAGUCCGCCCACCAAACACACUUUAGCACGACAAGUUUCCAGACCCAGAUCGAUAUUUGCACUUGAUAGACACGGGGAGGAGCCAGCUCUACCUGAUCCACGCACCGCCGGACCCGGACAACAAGAAGGCGCUGCACCAGUGGUGGAUCACGGAAAUGUAUUGCAAGGAAAAAUCCCCCUCCCCAUAUUGAAAAGGUAUGUUUCCGAAAAUUUGUGUUGCUAAUUUGUGCUCACAAAUCACAUUUGUCUUGCAAGAACACAAGCGCCGAAGCUCCCGUCCCAUUAUGGAAGCGAUUUGGCAUGCUGUUGGGCCUAGGGGGCAGCCGUUUGCAAUGCUGAGCAACUAGACCAAACGCCCCGACCUAGACUUGUUACUGGCCGCAAUGCCUUCCUGCAAUACAGAGCGCAUUUGUGUACGCAGAUCCAGCAUCACGAAUCCUGUCUCGAUAUGGGGAGGAGAUUUUUCCUUACGAUAAAAUGACCCCGCGGAACCCGGAAACCCCCAUCCUCUACGCGCGCACCAAGGGCCGGAAGGACUAUCCUAGGUAAAAACGUCCCCACCCCAGAGUCAAGAUGGGGAUUUUGCAAGACAAACCUAAGGAGUUUUGGAAGUGACGCAUGACAAGUUGCAGUCCGUAAGGUAGUGAAAGUUAGCAAGGACAGCCGCAUUACAAAUCGCUCUGCUUAUCCUCUUUACAGCAUUACAAAUUCCACCCAAACACGAUCGAACAAACUUGUCAUGGGGAUGCGCAUCACAAAUGUUCCUGUCAUGGCAAAUCUGCAUGACAGCCCUCGGGUGGCGACGUUUUUACACAGGAUAAGGACCUGGCCAUCGCCACGGCGCCCUGGGUGGAGCCGGACCAGACGCGAACGAAGCCGAAGCCGGUCCCGAUCGUUCUGUACUCGCUCUGGGACGUGUUGUGGCCGGGCAUCUACGAGCCGAACCCGGUCAAGUGGGCUGCGUGGGUGCUCUUUGUCAUCGCCGUCCCGCUGUGGUUCUACAAACUCUGCAAGGAUGACGACUUUGAUACGGACUGAAGUGAGGGCGCAGCUGCUGUGUGAGGUAGUAUUUUUGCAACACAGGUGGGAGCAAAGUCGAAGCGCACCAGUCUGGUGUCGAUGUAUUACGGAAAAAGAAACGUGAAGAAGUAAUAUUCUAGGCGACACAUGGCGAUUGCGUUUGCAUGAACGAAAGAAGAGGAUACGAGCGCAUUUUUGCGCAGUAGAGUUGGGAAGAUUACUAUCGUUCAUUGGUGUAUUAAAAACAAAACUAAUGAAAGCGCACAAAAAACUCAUGUAUAUUUUGUUAGAAGAGCCUCAGCUAGCCGGUUCGCAAUAAAGGCAACUUCUCAGGUGGCAUAAAUGUGUUCAUCCACCUUUUUUCCGCG